UUUACUGACGGAUGUGCUUCCCAAUAUAAAAGACGCCAUUGUUUCGGCAGUUUAAACAUUGCCACCAAGGAACUUGGUGUUCCCUUUUUAAGAAACUAUUACGAGACUGCACACGCCAAGGGACCACAAGACGCAGCAGGAACACGAGGAGGGUGAGAAACCGGGCCGCGUGCAACGGACCAAGGAAAACCUCACGGACCCUCUGACGUGGCUCAUCUUUUCUUUCCUGGAUCACAUCAUUCCAUUGAUGACAGAUUUCAACACAACCUUCCAGGCUGGCGCCCCCAUGGUUGGCCAUCUACACACUGAGAUGCAGCGCCUGAUGAGGAAGCUCCUGGGAAAGUUUGUUAGCACACAGGCCAUUGCAGCUGCAAAAGAUGUGACAUCCGUCAACUUCCUGGAUGAUGAGGUGCAGCACCAAGACAGCAUCAUUGCAAUCGGGCUGAAGACCAGACAGUACCUGCAAGACAAUGAAGAGACACUCCCUCCAGGAACACCUGCCAAGUUUUUUAGGCAUGUCCGGCUGUUCUACACAUCUUUGGCAUCUUCCCUGCUGAAGAAGUUCCCAUUCAAUGAUGACAUCCUAAAGACCCUGUCCUUUCUGAAUCCUGAAACCAGAGAGAAGACAUCAGCUGAAGCAGUGGUCCAGCUUGGAAUGAGGGUGAUGCCUGAUCUGAAUGCUGAGAGUCUCCUGGAAGAAGUUGCGGAGUUCCACAUCACCCAUUUGGAAGAUCUGCCACCAUACAGGGAAACAGUACAGCCAGAGGACCCCACGGAUGAACCAAGAGAGAUUAUAACGGAGGACUCACUUCAGAAAUUCUGGGUCUACAUGCGAGACAGACAGCUGUCUGGCAGAUCACAGAGACAGUUUCCUACCAUUCCAAAGGUUGCUCUGGCAUGCUUGGCAAUUCCACAUUCAAAUGCUGACCCAGAGCGUUGUUUCAGCAUAUUGAGAAAAAUUCAGACAGACUCAAGGUCAAGAUUGACUUCAGAAACAAUUCACAAUCUGCUGAGUGUAAAGUUUAAUGAACAUAACAUUUGCAGCUCAUUUGUUCCUUCCAAGGUCAUGUUAUAUAAAUCAACCAAUUCAUGCAAUUAAUUGUGCAUGUGAUUGCUAUCCUGAUUGCCAUGUGGACUUAGUGCUGUGAAGUGCCUAAAAAUGAUUUUUUUAAGUAGUGCUUACUUAGUGCUGUGAAGUGCCUAAAAAUUAUUUUUUUUA
This is a messenger RNA of Mya arenaria, 1219 nucleotides long. RefSeq lists its product as uncharacterized. The transcript is spliced from 5 exons. Gene Ontology annotation, molecular function: protein dimerization activity. NCBI's taxonomy places the organism in Eukaryota, Metazoa, Mollusca, Bivalvia, Myida, Myidae. Bases 248 to 1099 code for a protein of 283 amino acids. The record is from RefSeq and is a predicted model, not a curated record.